UCCUCAGAAGGUGAUAUAACCUAUUGUUUAUAUUUGAGUCAUGCAGAGGCGAGAAAGGACACUGCUGAAGAAGGUUCAACUACAGGCGUGCAGUUGAAACCAACUUCCUCAAAAAUGGACUCUACAAUCAUGAGAUCAUUUGUGAUACUCUUUCAGAUUUACUCACUCUUUUUGAGUAACUUUGGCCUCGGUGUCAGAGGGUUUUCACUCAGGAGUUGUUACCUUUUUGAAGAUUCAGCCAUUUGCUCCCAGAACCAACUGACACAGGUCCCCACAGACAUCCCUCCCACUGUGACGAGCAUCGAUCUGAGGAACAACAACAUUUCAAAGAUACAACUUUUAAAUUUUAGACAUUUUCCAAAUGUGACAAAGCUUGAUCUGAAUCAAAACUCCAUUUCAAACAUUGGUAAACACACAUUUUCUCAGUUAAUUUCCCUUAAAUUGUUGAUAUUGAGCAACAAUACCCUUGUCAAACUUGAGGAUCAAGUGUUUGAUGGUUUGUCCAAACUCAUAGAGUUAAGGGUUAGCUUUAAUCAAAUUGAUUCAGUGGCACCAAAUGCCUUCAGAUCCCUGAAGAGCCUUUCACUUCUUGACCUGUCCAGUAAUAGACUCUGCUCCAUUGCACAGCUCCGUUCAUCCAUACAGCACAUGCCACAGUUAAGCAACCUGAUCAUUAAAAACAACAGAAUUACAACUUUAAGGUCCCAAGAUUUAUCAAAUUCCUCAACAAUUUACUCUCUUGAUGUGUCAGAAAAUCCACUUACAAAGUUUGAGGUAACUACAGGUGCCUUUUCAAAACUGAAAAGGUUGAUCAUUGGAGAUCCCACAGUUAAGGCCAACCUGUCGUGGUCUGUGCAGAAGCACAGUCUGCUGGCUCAUGUGACGUCUGUGGACGUUAGCGGGGUGGAACUGGCAUCUAUGGAUGAAUGGAGAAAACUAUUUGCAACUUUUCAGUCCUUAAAUUAUUUACAAUUAAACUCAAUGCAAAGCAGACUUAGUGACUUGAUAAACAUGUCCUGCUCCAUGCGAAAAUUAUCAAACCUACAAAUACAGAAAAGCACAGACUUUUCUAUCAAGUCAAGUUUAUUCCAAAUGUGCAAAAAGGUAAAUAAAAUGGAUCUGCAGGAAAACAAGAUUAAACAAAUUGAAAAUGGUUCCUUUGCUCAUUUUGAUUAUCUAAAGGAACUCAGUCUCAGCAAGAACAGCCUCCCAAGUGUCCCAUUUGCAAUUAGAAAUAUACACAAACUUCGAAAACUCAAACUCGCCUUUAACCAAAUCACAGAACUUGGAUGUCAGGACUUUUCAGGACUGACAAACCUCAAAGAACUGGAUCUUCAAGGAAACCAUAUUUCAGCACUGAGCAAUUGCUCCUUUGUUGGAUUAUUGCAGUUGGAAAUUUUGAAACUACAAGAAAAUGCAUUAUUGGAGUUGGGCACUGCUUUCCAAAACAGUUUAUCAAAUCUUAAAGUCCUGUACUUCAAUCUGAACAAACUCACUGUUGUUCCUAAAUGUGCAUUCACUGGUUUACGUUCACUUACAAAACUGUCAUUAGCCCAAAAUCAGAUUCAAACUCUAGAGGAGGACUGCUUCUUUGGUCUGACAAGUCUCAUGGAUUUACAACUGCAUGAAAAUAAACUAAAAAAAGAUGCACUUGACAGUGCUCCCUUUAAGUAUUUGGUAAAUCUAAAACAACUUAAUCUACAAAAAAAUCAUAUCAAAUAUGGAGACGUUGAUCCCUUAGAGGAGCCUCCAUUUAUGAACUUAUCACAUUUAGAGAAUUUAAUGUUUUCAGUCCAGCACUCUACUGGACGGGCCCUUUUCCCUUUGAAUUUCCUUCAGGGUCUAACAAAUCUCUUACAUUUCUCAUGCAAUAACAUUCAACUUCAGAAAUUUCCUGAUGAAUUUUUCACCCACACACCUCAUCUCAUCUCCUUGGACUUUGGUGCUAAUGAUCUCUUUGAUUUGUCUCCAAAUCUGUUUGCUCCAAUCUCAAAUCUCACUCAACUCAGAGUUACAAGCACUAACCUUCGCUCCUUAGACUUUCUGAUCCACGCCAACCUGACAAAUCUGAAGAUUCUCUUGGCAAAAAAGAACACAUUUUCUGUGAUCAAUGAAGACACCAUCAAGUCCUUACCUAGGCUGACCGGGUUAGAUCUGGAAAAAAAUAGCUUUACAUGUGACUGUGACAACUCCUGGUUUGUGCAGUGGAUUGUAAACAACAAUCAAACUCAAGUGGUAGGUGCCCAUAACUUCACAUGCAGCUACCCGCCACAAAGUAAAGACUCAAAACUGUUGGAUCUCAAUGUACAGUCCUGUCUUGUGGACAUUGGCUUUAUCUGUUUCAUAUCCAGCUCAUGUCUCACUGUUGUGACCCUUGUGGCCUCAUUCAUCUACCAUUUCAGCCGAUUUCAGCUGACCUACGCCUACUACAUCUUCUUGGCCUGGCUGUUUGAUUCUAAAAACCGUAAGAAGCGAGCGGCGUGUCGAUAUGACGCCUUCGUCUCGUACAACGCUAAAGACGAGGCCUGGGUCUAUAGAGAACUAGUGCCACAUCUGGAGCAGGAGCAAGGCUGGAGACUCUGCCUGCACCACAGAGACUUCCUCCCAGGGAAACCCAUUGUGGAGAACAUUGCUGACGCCAUUUAUGGAAGCAGGAAAACCAUCUGUGUGAUCAGCCGCAGAUAUCUGCAGAGCGAGUGGUGCUCCAAAGAGAUGCAGCUGGCCAGUUUCCGUUUGUUCGAUGAGCGCGAGGACGUCCUGAUCCUCCUGUUCCUGGAGGACAUCCCUGUGUCUCACGUGUCUCCGUAUUACCGCAUGAAGAGGCUGCUGAGGGGACGCUCAUACCUGAGCUGGCCCCGCGCCGCAGACAACCCACAACUGUUCUGGGAGAAACUACGGCAAGCCCUGAGGUCCACAACCACAGCAGAGGAGGACAGACUACGGCUCACUGUCAAUCAGAUGCACCGAGACAGUGUUCACCUUAUUGACUAAAUAAAUGUUGUCUCACAAUGGAGAAAGGUUUUUCAUAGAUGCUGGUUUGAAAACCUUUCAUUCAAAUGAUAGAAUAUUUUGUUUUGAAUUGUUGAUUGCUGUGACUAGCUUGCUAAUUUUUAACCUCUCCAAAACAUAGGACCUACUAUUGUGGGGUGUUUUGCAAUGAUGGCAGCAGAAAAAGACCACUUUAAGUUUCUGUAGAUUUACACUGAAAAAUAUAUAGAAAAUAUGACUCUG
Messenger RNA from Boleophthalmus pectinirostris (great blue-spotted mudskipper), 3231 nucleotides. Its product is annotated as toll-like receptor 13. Gene Ontology annotation, biological process: immune response; inflammatory response; toll-like receptor signaling pathway. Lineage: Eukaryota; Metazoa; Chordata; Actinopteri; Gobiiformes; Gobiidae. Gene Ontology annotation, cellular component: membrane. The transcript has 4 exons. Gene Ontology annotation, molecular function: transmembrane signaling receptor activity; protein binding. The record is from RefSeq and is a predicted model, not a curated record. The coding region runs from base 115 to 2991 and encodes 958 amino acids.